Messenger RNA from Linum trigynum, 1399 nucleotides. The record is from the annotation of a GenBank genome assembly. Lineage: Eukaryota; Viridiplantae; Streptophyta; Magnoliopsida; Malpighiales; Linaceae.
CCGAUUCCUUCCCUCCACCUCCAACCAAAACGAAGAAGAGCAGUCUGUAAAAGGGGUGAAAACAGAGGAAUAUGACAAUGAAGGCAGCUUCUGCUCUGUCUACUCUGUUUUCGACUCUGCUUUUCCUUCUCAUCAACGUGGAUGCCAGAAUCCCAGGAAACUACGGCGGCGGCGCCUGGCAGUCCGCCCACGCCACUUUCUACGGCGGCUCUGACGCCUCCGGCACAAUGGGCGGCGCGUGCGGGUACGGCAACCUGUACAGCCAAGGGUACGGGGUCAACACGGCGGCGCUGAGCACGGCGCUGUUCAACAACGGGCUGAGCUGCGGGGCCUGCUUCGAGAUGAAAUGCGCCAACGACCCGCAGUGGUGCCAUCAGGGGAGCCCUUCCAUUUUCAUUACGGCGACCAACUUCUGCCCUCCGAAUUUCGCCCAGGCCAGCGACAAUGGCGGGUGGUGUAACCCUCCCCGCCCUCAUUUCGACCUCGCCAUGCCCAUGUUCCUCAAGCUCGCCCAGUACCGCGCCGGGAUCGUCCCCGUCUCUUACCGCCGGGUGCCGUGCAGGAAGCAAGGAGGGAUAAGGUUCACGAUCAACGGGUUCAAGUACUUCAACCUGGUUCUGGUGACGAACGUGGCGGGUGCAGGGGACAUAGUGAAGGUGUGGGUGAAAGGUUCGAAGACGAGCUGGAUGAGCAUGAGCAGGAAUUGGGGUCAGAACUGGCAAUCCAAUGCCGUUCUCGCCGGCCAGUCGCUCUCUUUCAGGGUCACCGGCAGCGACCGUCGGACGUCGACUUCAUGGAACAUCGUGCCUUCUAACUGGCAGUUCGGCCAGACUUUCUCCGGCAAGAACUUCAGGGUUUGAUUCUGAUCAAUGACGACUAAUUUGUGUCGGGAUUGGUAUUUACUAGUGUUGGUGGAUGGAAAUGGGGGGCAGUGGGAAAGAAAUGAGGGUUUCUUUUUGCUUUUUUGUCAUGUUCAUGUUGUUGCUUUCCUCUUUUGAGGGGAAGUGUUGACUUUGUUGUGUUAGAGGGGGUGUGUUUGUCUCUUUUUGGUCUUUUGGUGGGGUAAAAGAGUGAAAGUAAAAGAAUGGGGGGGGGGGGGGGGGGGGGGGGGGGGGUGAAAUUGUAUUACUAAUACAGCUGAAGUGGCUUCACAUUUGACAAAAAGCUGAAUGAUGUAGCCCGCAGCUUAUAUAUACUACUAGCAACUAGCAAAGUGGAAGUCUAAUUCUUCUAUGGUUCUUACAAGGUUAUGUUAGAGUGUUCUUAUAGUGUUGGAAAUCGUGAGGCUUUACACGAAUGCAAGCUUACAAAUUCUUCACCAUAUGCAAAGGGAACAGUAGAUCGGAUGCAGAGCAUUUUUCUUGGUAGGAAACUGGCGCAAUAACGCUUAACUCGUAUG